This is a messenger RNA of Lolium rigidum, 1563 nucleotides long. Its product is annotated as replication factor C subunit 3. Gene Ontology annotation, molecular function: DNA binding; ATP hydrolysis activity; ATP binding. NCBI's taxonomy places the organism in Eukaryota, Viridiplantae, Streptophyta, Magnoliopsida, Poales, Poaceae. Gene Ontology annotation, biological process: DNA repair; DNA-templated DNA replication. Gene Ontology annotation, cellular component: nucleus; DNA replication factor C complex. Bases 76 to 1221 code for a protein of 381 amino acids. The record is from RefSeq and is a predicted model, not a curated record. The transcript is spliced from 8 exons.
AUCUCGCCAAGCUUUGGAAUUGGCGCCAAUCAUUCCCCCCAAUUCCCUCCCCAAAACUCUAGGGUUUCCUCCGCCAUGGCGGGCGCCACCGCCGCCGCCCCGAUGGACAUCGACGCGCCCCCGGCCUUCAAGGGCAAGGGCCCGCUCCCCGCCUCCGCCGUCAAGUCCUCGCCCUGGGUCGAGAAGUACCGCCCCCAGUCCCUCGCCGACGUCGCCGCCCACCGCGACAUCGUCGACACCAUUGAUAGGCUUACAGAUGAGAACAGGCUUCCACAUCUGUUGCUCUACGGUCCACCUGGCACUGGAAAGACGUCGACGAUACUGGCUGUCGCGAGGAAGAUUUAUGGGUCACAGUAUGGCAACAUGAUUCUGGAGCUCAAUGCGUCAGAUGAACGUGGGAUUGGUGUUGUAAGGCAGCAGAUACAGGACUUCGCUAGUGCACACAGCCUCUCUUUUGGAGCGAAGCCUGCUGUUAAAUUGGUCCUGUUGGAUGAAGCAGAUGCCAUGACUAAGGAUGCACAAUUUGCACUGCGGAGAGUUAUUGAGAAGUAUACAAGGAGCACAAGGUUUGCACUCAUAUGCAAUCAUGUGAAUAAAAUCAUCCCAGCACUACAAUCUAGGUGCACUAGGUUUAGAUUUGCCCCACUUGAUGGCUCUCAUGUUACUGAGCGUCUUCAACAUAUAAUAAAGUCUGAGGGGCUUGAUGUAGAUGAGGGUGGUUUGACAGCCCUGGUGCGGUUAAGUAAUGGUGACAUGAGGAAGGCUUUGAAUAUAUUGCAGUCAACACACAUGGCAUCCCAGCAAAUAACAGAAGAAGCUGUCUACCUUUGCACGGGAAACCCCAUGCCUAAAGAUAUCGAGCAGAUAGCAUUUUGGUUACUGAACGAACCAUUUUCAUCAAGCUAUAAAUGUAACCAUACCAUUACUAUCAUUCAUGAAUUAUUGUCUAAGUGUGUGUCUAAUGCAAUCUGUCUCCUAAUCUUUUCAGAUAUAUCUGAUAUGAAGAUGAGAAAAGGUCUUGCCUUGAUUGAUAUCAUACGGGAGGUCACUAUGUUUGUGUUCAAAAUAAAAAUGCCAUCCGAUGUACGAGUAAAGUUGAUUAAUGAUUUGGCAGAUAUUGAGUAUCGACUAACCUUCGCCUGCAAUGACAAACUGCAGCUUGGGGCACUGAUAUCAACUUUCACAACUGCUCGCACAGCUCUUGUUGCUUCUGCUGACUAAUUUGAACAUGGUGAUGAUUUUGUUGCCCAUGGAUGCCCACUCUGAUCUGCAAAUGAUGUGGCAGCAAUUUAUCUAGUAUGUAUUUAGCAGUAAGCUUAAAUCAUGUCGUGGAGGAAUUUUCAUGUAGAUUUGAUGUCUGUCUGCCAUUGAGUGCUAGCUUGUUGGGGAAAUUUGGUAGUGCUUUAUGUUUAUUGAACUGUAAGUGAAUGUUGUCAGGUUUAGGAGAUGUAUGAUGCAUGUAACAUUUUAUGCAGUAGGGGUCUAUUGACAACUCAACUAAUCUUGGCGCCCAGAACCAUUGCCUCGGCUCUAAAAUCAAGAUGUGUACAACUUUAUGGCGAA